Armigeres subalbatus is the source of this 2464-nucleotide messenger RNA. RefSeq lists its product as uncharacterized. The coding region runs from base 188 to 2464 and encodes 758 amino acids. The record is from RefSeq and is a predicted model, not a curated record. Lineage: Eukaryota; Metazoa; Arthropoda; Insecta; Diptera; Culicidae. Gene Ontology annotation, biological process: proteolysis. Gene Ontology annotation, molecular function: zinc ion binding; nucleic acid binding; aspartic-type endopeptidase activity. The transcript has 2 exons.
GCAAGGUGCCACAUACUUCGUUUCGACUUUUUCUGUGAGUAUUAAAGUAAAAUCAGAGACGAGUGGUUCUGUUUGCAGUUGGCUUUAAUUUAUUUGCGCAAUCAGCUGUUGGGAGUACUGAGGGAAAACGAAGUUUUAUUGCUAAUCAUCAAGUUUAUUGUGAAAAUCGCGUCAAUAUCGGAACAACAUGCCUCGUGCGGGAAAAUAUGUUCGUGCACCGCUCUCCGCAACCUGUGUCGACGUUGAAGAUUUGUCCUCCGAUGAAGCAGAAGCCGGAAGAUUUGUGCGUGCGCCUCAAGAUCCUCGAUCCAAUGCCGAAGAAGACCAGUUUGCUCAUUAUUCGUCCAUUGUGCCAGAUUACCAAAAGCGUUUAGAAGUGCGAGUACAUGAAUUGGAAAAUGAAUUGAGCAGCCUCCGUCGGCACUCACGUGAAGAAUACGCAGAUGAGGUUAGCUUUCCAACAAUCCCGUAUAUCGAGCCGCCCAAGCCAUCAGUCCCUUCCACAAACGGGGGUGUCAUUCGUUGGGACAACAUCAAGCCCUUCCCGAAGAAUGUAGCUGCGACCAAGAUGUGGGAAGCCUGGACGCAUUUCUAUGAGGAUUUUGAAAUAGCGAUUUCUCUGUCCAAUGUCACAGAUCCAAAGCGCCGAGUAGACCUCCUCUUGCUGUCCAUGGGCGACGAACUCAAAAGCAUUGUGCGAGCAGCUAGACUACGACCAAGUGUUGGGGGUGAAGAUUACUACCUGAAAUUCGUAAGUAACAUUGAUAAAUACCUCAAAGAUAUGACGGAUCCCGCCGCAGAGCACGAAGACUUUUCAAAAAUGUGCCAGGAAGAGGGUGAAUCAGCAGUGAAGUUUCAUGCUCGCCUUACGGAAAAGGUUCUCCUGUGCGGUUACAGUCCAGCGGAUCAGGAUCGAUUCGUUCGAACCCAACUUUUGAGAGGCCUUCGUAACCAGGAGUUGAAAAAAGCAGCAAGAACAUACGGCCAUGAUUCCAACACAAUUGUACAGGCGGCUACGCGGGCUGAAGCAUUCCAAGCGGAGAUGACCUCCAAAGAGGAAUUAAGUGGCCUUGCAAUAAGCAGCAGCAGGUUCAGAGGCUCGGAGAUCCAACAUAAGCGUGAGCCAGGUGUUCAACAACCAGUCCGUCAUCCAACGAAGCGAUUCAAUUCUGGCAGAACACAUCCUUAUCAGCAACGACCAAGUGCCAGCCGUCGUUAUAGAUGUUCAAGAUGCUUCAGACCAUCACAUGGAGGAAGAGAAUGCCCAGCUAUGAGGAAAAAUUGUAAUGCAUGUGGUCAACGUGGCCAUUUCGCAGCAGCUUGUCGUGCAGAAUCAGUAAGCAUGGUAAAGGAUGGGAACGGAGCGAUUCCUAAGGACGAAAAUCAUGGAGAACAGCAUAUCAAUGCUUUGUCCCUUCAGGAUGUGCUUGUAGAUUGUCGCAUUGGUCAGUCCAGUCCUAUUAAAUUCCUAAUCGAUUCUGGUGCAGACGUAAACGUCAUUGGUGGCGCAGAUUGGGAUAGGCUGGAAAAGCAGUUUGAGUCGGGGAUGGCUUUCUUUACACAUAAUACAACUCCGCAUAAUACUUCUAUUCGAGCAUACGCUGCGAAUAAGCCAAUGCAUGUAACAUGUAGCUUCAGGGCUACAGUAGAGGUGAUCGGGUUCGAUAAACCAGUAGUUGCAGCUGAGUUUCUGGUCGUAGAGGAAGGAAGAAGGUCACUUUUGGGAAGAGCAACGGCUAGCGACAUGGGUUUGCUGAAAGUAGGCGAAAUGGUCAAUGCUUGUGAAGAAUCCUCAAUAUUUCCGAGAAUGCCUGAUGUGAAAAUCAAAUUUAGUGUUGAUUGUUCCGUUCCACCGGUACGCAAUGCGUACUACAACAUUCCUGCUGCUUACCGAGAGGGAGCACGUCGGCGACUAGAUCAGAUGGAAGCAAGAGGUAUAAUCGAAAAAGUCACUACAGCGCCGCAGUGGAUCAGCGGCAUGUCGGCGGUACCGAAAGGUAAAGAUGACUUCCGCUUGGUGGUGAACAUGAGAGCACCAAACAAAGCCAUCAAGCGGGAGUAUUUUCGGUUACCACUUAUCGACGAAAUGAAGGUCAAGCUGAAUGGUGCAAAGUUUUUCACAAAACUGGAUCUUUCUGACGCGUUCUAUCACCUCGAAUUAUGUGAAGAGUCGCGUGAGCUUACCACGUUCCUUUCGGAGACAGGAAUGUAUCGCUUUACACGCUUGAUGUUCGGUGUCAACUGCGCGCCGGAAGUAUUCCAGCGCGAAAUGACACGUAUUCUUAAAGACAUAGAAAAUAAAAUCGUAUAUAUUGAUGAUAUUCUUCUCUUUGCUGAAUCUAUUGAAAAGCUUAGAGCAACGGUCGCUCAAGUGUUGCAAAUUUUGAGGUCUAAUAAUCUUACCCUAAAUAGUUCAAAAUGUGAAUACGAUCGAACUAGAGUUAACUUUUGGGGCACGAAUUAA